Messenger RNA from Ooceraea biroi (clonal raider ant), 14321 nucleotides. RefSeq lists its product as uncharacterized. Gene Ontology annotation, cellular component: cytoplasm. NCBI's taxonomy places the organism in Eukaryota, Metazoa, Arthropoda, Insecta, Hymenoptera, Formicidae. The record is from RefSeq and is a predicted model, not a curated record.
AUGGAGUCAAUGGAGGGAAUGUUCGGUAGCAACAUCUCGGGAACGGAUGCGCGGCAUAAUCAGAACCCGCUUAAGGGUGACGGGAAGGAAGCGGAUGCGGAGAACGUGCGAGUUUUCUCGAUCGACAAGGUUACCGUGGAGAGGAUCGUUCUCGAAUCCUCGAACGGACCGCGAGAGGUAUUAUUGACGAAGAACGAGACAUCGAGAAGACUGUCUCUGAGCUCGCAAACAAAGCCGUGCGUUAUUAAACGGACAGAAGACGAAGAACAGAGCUCAACGAGUAACAAUAAAUUACGAUUGUCGGAAGACGCAUUCACGUCAAAACCGAAAGACACUGAUCUUAAGACGAUCGUCUCCGACAGCCAGUCGAAGCUGCCAAUUCCGAAGAAUCAACAGAGCGAAGUUGCUAGCGUGGUGAACGAGGAGAGUAGAAUCAAGCCGAUUAAGCUCACUAAGAGCCCAUCUAUCGGCAGCAUCGUAGUCGAAGGUUUGAAUUCGGUGAACGUGAUUGCCAAGAAGAACGAAGUGUCGCCGAAACUUCCAGAGAAAUCUGCAGGCACGGAAGAACCCGACUCGUCUGUUGCAACGACGUCGGUAUCCUCCGCAAAAGUAAAAUCUUUGGGAAAUUUAUCGUCGAGUCGGGAGAAAAUCAUUGACGAAGUAGUGAUUGAACAAGAGCGAUUGAUUAAGGAGAAAGUUGCGGACCUUGAAGCUACUGAGGAAGAUAAAGAGGAUAAUGACAACGUAAACUCCUUCGAGGAACACAAUGAAGCUAAAGCUAAAGUUACGGAGAUAAACCACAGCGAAACGGACGAGACCGAAAAGCGACGCUUCUCAGGCGAAUGCGCGAUUAUUGACAGAGACGCUCAGGAUCGUCUGGAAAGGAGUCAGGCGACGAUCGAGGAUCUCCAAAGGAAUCUGAGCACCAAGAUCCACGCGAGCACCGCGCAAAGCUACAAGGAGAAGCUGCUGGGCGUCCAGUCCAAUUAUGCUCUGAAGCCGUCACUUGCCGCGGAUUCGAGUCGCAGCGAGAGGUUGAGCUCCGGAUUUGACAAGGAUUUUCUCGAGAGGCACAAUCUGGAUAAGCGGCUGAAGAUCGAGGAGAAGCGACUGUUGGAGACCGAUUUGGAUUACGCAUCGGACAACGACGGCAUCAGCGAGACGGAGAACCGCCCGCCAAGCGAGAUCAAGCGGAAGUACAGCGAAAAAGUGUCAGAGGUGGAGAAACGCUGGUCCGGGGAAUUCCUGGACAACCGUCUGCAGCGCAACUCGUCGGAAUCCUCGAGGUCAUCUUACAUCGAGGAGUUUGGCAGCGUAUCUUCACACGAGAGCAUCGUCGAGGAUCGCGAUUCGCGGGAGCUGUUCGACCGAGAACAUCCGGUGAAGUUUGCGGAGAGGCAAACGUCGCUCGAUGAAUCCAGGAGACGAAUCUCGGACGAGAUUCUAGAAAACAGUACCGUGAGCACCGUCGACUCCGAUUCGUGUCUGGAGGACAGAAUCAAGGCGGUCGAUGAGGACAUUGCUGAAACGAACGGAGUCCACACAGACAAUGACGACGUUGAUGAACUCGAUGAAGCUUUCAAUGAUGAGGAAGUCCGGGAUUACUCUCGGUGGGAUGAGGAAAUAGAGAAAACCGAUACAAUUCCUGCGACGGCUCGUGGAAAGGGAGAUCAAAGCUUAGACGAAGGAAGUGUUGGUGACGCAACAGACGUUAAUAUUUACAGUGCUCCGAAUGCGAAUCAAGUGCAAAUUCAAGAGAACAUCAAAGUGGCGAAAAACGAAAAACGAGUGUCAGAGAUACAUCUUAGCAACGACAAGAACUUUACCAGUGAGAAAAGAGACGAUAAGCUUGCCCGUUCCUUUACUGUGAUCCAUCCGAAGGAUUUCACAAAGAAUUCGGCCUUUGUGGUUCAAAGUUAUCGCGAAAAGGACGGUUACGCUAAUCUCAUCAAGGAUUUCACCAUGGAAGCGGGAUCGUCUAGAGCGAGGAAAGAGGAGAAGCAGAAGAAGAAGCUCGGUUUCCGGCGCCUUUUGCCGGCUAUUUUCUCACCGAAGGACUCUCGAAAGGAUUACAAGAAGAAAGAGCAGAAGGAGCGCAAGAAGUACGACGAGCGACACUUUGCCCGCUAUCAGCAGAACGGGAAUUACACGCGGUCGCCGGACACGAUGAACCUGAACGAGGACAUUAAGAGGAACGUGAAAUUGGACAAUAGUCUGAACGGUUCCAUCAUUGAAGAGAGGCUGGAGGAGAUCAAGCGCGAGCUGUUCCCGGAGCAAGGACCGAUCACCAGCACUCCCGAUCACUUCCUGCAGACGGACGACACGCGUCUGCUCCGUGACAGAACGCGCGGUCAACGAUCUUACACCACCGACUCAAGUCUCAGCUCGAUCGCGCCGAACGAGCGAUGGAUGGAGCGUGGCGGGCAGCUUGGUAUCUCGCCCGACAUCAGGAAGUACGAGCAGAGGCACAGGCGAGAGGAGCAGGAUAACAGCCGGCGAUACGGCCAGCUCGAACGCAAGCACAGCCUGCAAGAGUCGAACCACGGCAACCGCAAUUAUUUGUUCCAGAGGAAUCACGGGCCGUCUGGUCGGAUUUCGGCGCCGCCCGGCGAACGGUACCUGAUGCGACCUCGUGUUGUUCCCGUCGACAGACCGCUGCCUGAGAUCCCACAAUCGCGCAUAGAGCUAUCGAACUACGAGAACUAUGAAGAUGGAGUGGAUGAUCUUAGCGAUUACCGGAAGGACACAUACGCUGACAACGGCAAUUAUCAGAAUCAGUCUGCGUUUUAUCACAAUGAUGGAAUUAUGACAGUUCACGAUGGCAGUUUGGAGAUAGAUGCGAGACACGCACCGCAAUCGGUUCCCGCGGAAGUCAAGAUCACCCGGCAGCCAAUCGUGAACCAGAUCCAGAAAGCGCCGUUGUUCGGGAGAACAUCAAAGUACCCGUCGUCCGGAUCUAGCCAAAAGUCCGGUGACUAUGCUGAUUCGAGUUGCACACCAAACUCCAGUCAGAAGAGCGAGUUCUCGCCGACCAGCUCGAAGAGUGGCGAGUAUUAUCUGCACUCGCCACGAAGCAGUGCUCGCACGUCACCCGCCGAGCGAUCAGUCUUUGAAGAUACACGAGACAGGAUCUACGAGAACGGAACUCAACCUGCGACGUCACCAUCGUCCAACAAUUACGUCGAGGAACAUGUCUACGACGAGACUCCAUCGUCCCUGUCUCCAGAAGAUUUUGUAAACGCAAACACAUCAGCUCGCAUAGUGCAGGACUCGCCAAAAAAGGACGAUUUGGUGUACGAGCAGAAGUGCUUGUCGAAUCAGCAAUCGCCUCUGAAGACCUUUCGCCAGCGGUCUUGCGGAGGUAAUGAGAUUGCGCAGACGGAAUUGAAACGGGAGAUUGAAAAGUCACGCGAGAAUUGCUUGAAGAAUCAGGAAGAUAGUGACUCGAAGAAUGAAUCACUAGCUUCUAGCCACAGCGAGAGAACGGUGCGGAAUGUGUCACCGUCGAAAGCUCGAACAACAGCGGCAACAUCCCCAUCAGCAAUACCGCGGGCCAGGAGGUCGCAACCCAACGACCAAAUCCUGAUAGCCUCGCCGAAGAGAGAAUCCAUUUGUCAGUCUCGAGUUUCUCGGCCGCCGAACAAGGCUAGGCUAUGCGACGCGGAAUCACCGAUUCCCAUUGCGGACUCGCGCGAUGGUAUUUCUGGCAUCGUGCCAAUCGAGACGCGGCAUCAGUACGGCAGCCGGGAUUCCCCUGCUUCGGUAACGGGGAAACCUACUGGACAAAGGAUCACGCCGUCUUCCAGUCUUCCGAGAGGCAUCUCGCGACCCGAACCGAUUUACGUGCAUCGUCGACAACCGAGUCCCGCACAGAAGAGCACGGCGUCUCCGGAGAUGAAGGCAGACAAGCAUGAAAGCGAUCAGUUGUCGCUUAGUCCAUACAGCCCACUCGAAUCGUGUCGUGGCGUCGACGAAAGAGUUCAAGUGCGAGUUCAAGGCCAGAGUUUGACUCCGCAAACCUCGAAGCCGCGCGACUCGGAAGCCAGCCAAACAUCCAACGAACCCGGAAGAGAAACCGUGCAAUCGCCGAUACGCGAAGACCAGCCUAGAGUGACGCAAGACGUUCGUCAGCAACGACGACAAGACGUCGUUCAGCGGCAACGAACUCCGACAUUAGCGUUGGAAGUGCAGCGACCGUCACCAACGAUCAGCCAAGAUAAGAUAUACACGAGCACGAAUUCACUUCAGCGCGAGCCGAUCUACGAACAACGCCGAGCGUUUCCGCCGCAGUCACGGCAGGCUCAGGAGCCUGUAUACGUUCAACGAGUCAGCGAGCUGAUGCACCCUCGACAGUGCCAGCCACUUCACGGACCACUGUCGCCCUCGAAGCGCGAGACCAGACAGCACUUGGAGGCGUUUUACUGGCAGCAAAAGGCGCUGGAAGCACAGCGGAAGUUAGCUACUCCGAGUACGGCAAACUAUGCCCCGAAACCAGUCGCGCCGAAGGUCGACCUGCCGGAAAUGAGAGAGGCGGUGUACUGGCAGCAGCUGAAGCGACUGGACGAGGAGCAACAGCGACGGAUCUACGAGCAAAAUUCGAUGGGGCGCGGAACGCACGAGAUGCAUUGCAGGGAGAGAACGGGAAGCCCCACGACGCCCAUCUCGUUGCCCCCCAAUACGAACCAGGCAUUCCCAGGGCAUAACAUGGUACCUGGCGGCUCCCUCGUUCACAGGGAUAUGACUGGAAGUUACGGGAGAACUUACUGGAGCAAUGCGCAGCAACCGUGUUCCAAGACGAGUCCGACAGGCAAACUGCCCUUGAUGCAAGCUCCGAAGGGCCAGAACCAACCGGUGCUGAUAGUGCGGCCGCAGCAGGCGCUGCGGGAUCGUCAGGAGAUGCCGAUGAAGCCCAUGCACGGCCGCGACCCUGCGAGAUUCGACACCCCGAGAUCGAAGAGUGCAUCCCCGCACUUCCACAGGAAUGAGGUCGAGCGUGCAAGUUUCAACGUGCAGGCGUGCAGGAAACCGAUCGCUGAUCGCGGAACGGGUGGCGCAACAUCCACGCGGAAACCGGAAGUCGACGGAACACACGAGGAUGACGAUGGCGACGGCAGAUCUCGACCGCACCCGAUAUUCAAGAGGGGCAGCCUCAUAGGGGGUGAAUCGGUGGAGUACGGAAGCACGGGGCCCAAGAGGGUCAGUUUCUCGAAUCAACCGAACGCCGGGCCUGAUCUGGCGGCGGGCAGUUGGCCGACCAAGCAUGGCACGGCACCGGAACCACCCACUAGGCGACACAAAAGCGAAGACAGCACUUCCGACACCGAUUCGGUGUUUCUGUACCAAGAUCGAUCCGACGUAAAUCUGGAUUCGUCAUACGGCAUUCGCAAUGUGACCACUUCGAAGUGCCGCACGGACGGCACUUGCUCGGAGCAGGAAUACGACGCUAACAAACCUCUACCUCCUCCGCCGAGGGACUCUUCGAUGAUCGCCCGUCGUGGAAACAAUAUUAGGAAUUACAUUUGCAACGACGUCCGGUGGAACAGCGAGGAGCAACGCAUCUGUCGGCGCAGACAGGAGGAAGAGUGGAAUCCAGAUGGCAAGGGUCGUCAGUCCAACGAUACCGGUGGAUCGGUCAGGGGGGAGGUUGAAUCCGGCUCGAACGAGCUGACACCUGGCAGACGGGCUGGCGGUAGUGGCGGUGGCGGCGUUGGAGGCGGGGGUGGUGGCGUCUUGGGGGUCGGCGGCGGCGGGAGCGGCGGGGGUGGCUCGGGGGGCCGGAGCUCCUCCGGGGGUGGCGGCCGCUCGAGGGACGAGCCGAGGAGGCACACCCUCGGCGGCGAUCAUCAACCGUCCCUUCAUCAUCAGCAGUUCAACGCGGCGCAGCAGCUGCACCCCCUUCAUCCGCAUCAUCUGCCGCCACCGCACGGCCAGUACGGCACCCCGCCGUCCCGGCACACCACCAUGGAUCUCGAGAUGGGGACCAAGUCUCGCCAGAGAAAGUCGCCUCUUCCGCGCGGUUACCCGCCCCCAUCUUCGACGAUGCUUUUCGAUGACGACCCGGGUAUCAUGUCCGAGGUGGAGACCUCCAGCACUGGAUUCCGACGAGGUGGCAAGCAAAGAAGCAGCUUGCCCGUCGUACGGACCCCCAGCAAGACUCUGGAGCGACCACUAGGAUUGGUGUUCCUGCAGUACAGGAACGAGACGAAGAGAGCACUGCUACCGAACGAGAUCACUAGUAUAGACACCGUAAAAGCUCUUUUCGUUAGAAGCUUUCCGAAGCAACUCACCAUGGAAUAUCUGGACAGCCCCCAUGUGAAGGUCUACAUACACGACAGUAAUAAGGACAUGUUCUACGAACUCGAAGAUCUAAGAUCGCACCUGAGAGAUAUCAGGGAUCGCAGCGUCCUGAGACUUUUCGAGAGUGCCGACGGAGUGACGGGGAUGCCGGGGCCUAUGGGAGUGCCGGGAGGUGGUGGCGGUCUGCCACCCCAUUGGGAGGAUCAGAGCUACUUCAGUGAGCCGGAAUUCGACAGCGAAUAUCAGCAUCAGCACAUUCACAAGAGCAAGACGGCCAAGAACUCGACGUCGGGCAGCGGCGGAUAUUACGUGGGCGGAAGCAGCACCCUGCCGCGCGGCGGUUCGCUCCUAAGGGCGUACAGCCCCGCGGCGUCGAGCGUCGGCGUCGGCGGGCCAAACGCGACGCCGACGCAGCCCAAGACUCUCACCACACCAGGUGGUGGCGGGGUGCCGCCGGCCAAGCCGCUUCGCAGCUACCAGUGUGGUAAGAGUCCCCUUGGAAGCCUCGGGGGCUCGGCGCGCUUCUCUCGAGACAGCUCGGUCUCCCUCUAUAGUAUACCAGAUCGGCUACACGGCGAGAGCGGGUACAUGAGCAGCCCGGAGCGUGGCGGCGGCGUCAGUUCCGGAAGCGGAAGAUAUCCACCCGGGCCUUACAGCGCCGGCAGCAGCUACGAAGAUCCGUAUUAUUCGCAGUACUCGGGAACUGUCACUCCCGUUAUCGACGAAGAAGCCAGCGAUACGGAGCUGUUGGAGGAAUCGUACAGCCUUUACGGCGUGAAACCACCGGGGCGUCCGUCGUCUGGUCCCCCGCGGUCCCCGUUUCCUCCGGGGGCACCAUCCUCAUUGCCACCCGCCGGACAGGCCUACGACGCUACUCGGAUACGGGUGGAGCACAUGGAAAGACAGCUGGCCAAUCUGACCGGGCUCGUUCAGAAAGCCCUGACACACGCGCCGCACCCCAGCCCAUCACCACGAGAGUACUUACAGGUCCCACCAGGACGUGAUCCUUACGCGAGAGCCGCAGGCGCCGGGGAUGAGUUCGACAAACACUCUAGCUCCAGCUCUGCCUCAUUGCCAGAUGACUCGUACUUAAGGACCGACGUUAAGCCGCCGAAGUUAGGCAAAGACAAGUCGGUGUCGUUUGAAAAGUCAGUGUCCUUCAGUGACGAGCCACCAGACAUGAACUCCCCCAAACAGCAUUCCCCGCAACAUGCAGCGGACACAAAACCCACGAAACCGGCAAUCAAAUCCUCCACGUUGCCGAGGAUGUCGUCGCAAGAGAGAGACAGGCACAAGCCGGCACCGCCGCCGAAACCAGCCGCGCUGGUGGCUGGUCAGUACGUGUACAGGGACCUGGAACUCACGCCGGAGAUGUACAAUCAGCUGCGAGGCCUGCAGAAGAAGGCGAAGGACCUUAGGCAGGAAGUGAGGAACCUGAGGCGCAUGUCGCAGGCACAGGCCCACCAAGUGCGCGAGACCAUCAGGGACACGUUCAUUGAAAUCAGGGCUACGCUGUUAUCGGGAGGGGACGCAGCUUGGAUGGCCGGAGACGCAGAGAAGAUUCGACUGAGCCGCGAGGAAGACCUCUACAAGCAGGAAAUGAUAAGGCUGGAAAAAGAUCUCACCGAGCUGGAAAGCACCGUGGAGGAGCUUCGCGGUAACGUGAUCAAUAGAAAGACGCGUGUCAAUAUGUCGGAUGUGGAGAACAUGGCUUUGAUAUUGAGUAAAUCCAGUAAAACCGUGGCUGACUUGAAGGUGCGGUUCCCAAAUUUGCAAGAGGGCAUGAAGGGUCUGCUCAGUUCCGAGAUGGAGAAAGUGGUGCGCGAGGAGAAGUUCCUCAAGGAGGAGCCCGACCGAUUGGAGUCUGCGUUGAAACGUUGCAAGAAACUGACCGGCACACUCGUGACGCUCAAACGCUUGGCGUCGGUGCAAGAGCAGCGAUUACCAAACGCACCGAGCGUAGAUGCCGAGGACACGCCGCCAAUAACACCGACCACGGCGCAGCAUUCUAAGGCAGCUGCCCCUGUGCCAGCGGAACGCACUGUCGUGGGGUCAGCGAGCGUCCUCGGGGGAGGGAGCCACCCUCACGAGUCAUCCGCCGACUAUCAGCAGCGUCCGGAGAACGCACUCGACGCUCUGCUAGACGAGCUGCAGACCUUCUCGCGACCCAGCUCGCAGAUGGGCCACGUGUCCGGCAGCCUGUCGGUGCCCCCGGGUUCCACCACGUUGCUGGCAGACAUCGGCCGCGCCUCCAGCCUCCGGGAAUCGACGAGCGUUGCGACGACCACCGGCGGCGGCGGCGGCGGUGGUGGUCGCGCGCCCAGUAUCAGCGAUAUUGGCCGGAAGGGCAGUGUGGACUCGUCCAGUGGGAUCCUGACCGGUUCGAGCAUCGCUGCCACCGCCGCCGCCGUCUCUUCCGGCGUCGCGAGCCUGCCCGGAAUGGCACCGGGCGCCAGCGGCACCCUACGUCGCCUGCACUCGUACCCAUCGAGCUCGGACACCGACACCUCACCGCCCAUCGCCAGGCUGCAAGGGUUGUCGCUGCAGCAGGAGCAGCAACAGCCGCCCGGUCUGCCGGUGCUGCCGCAGGGCUUCCUUCCUGGGCAGAAGCCACCGGUGCCAGAGCGGAACGCCGAGCUGCUGCAGCUGGCCAGCGCCAGGAGAGUACCGCCGCCACCGCCGCCGCGCACCAGCUCCCGAUCACCCCUGGCGAGCCCGACCAGUCCGCAACUGCCGCCCAGGAACCCUUGCAGCCUGCAGAGCGGCAAUGCGACCCUGCGCCGACCGGCAUCCCGCAGCGGCAGCCUCGUCAUCGGCAAGGAGGGUAAACCACCCAUGGCUCUGCCACCGGAUGCGACGACGAUCCUGUCCACCGUGGACCACGUCACCAGCGAUGGUAGACCGGCGCCGACACCGGCGGGAGUCGCAGCGAUUCACAAUUCAUCGUCCUCGCAGUCAUCCGCAGUGUUGUCGACCAGCAACUCCAGCUCAUGCGAGAGUGUGAACUCGCAGGAGGGUUUGCAGAGCAAACGUGGCAGGCAGGAGCAGCUGGAGCAACGGCAUCAGGAGCUCUUGAGGAAGCAGAAGGCCCUGCAGGAGCAGUACACCCGGUUGCAACAGCUGCAGAGGAACGCAGCCGGUGUCACCACCGUGCCGCCGGUGCCGCCCGACUUGCUGAAGAAGACUGGCUCCGAGAGCAACCUCCUGGCGAAGAUGGGCCUGGGUCUGAGCGCGGCGACCUCCGGAUCCCUCACUAGCCUCAGCGUGAAGCCGCAGCUGCAGCCGCAAGAGGCUGUCAUCAGCAGUAACGGCGACCAGAUCAAGAUCGAGGUCACCGCAAAUGGUCAAACAGUUCCGGCGAGCAACGCGGUGAUUACCAUCGCAGGUAGCCAGGCUUCCGGUAGCGUCACCACCUCGACGACGGUCGUGUCGAGCACGACUGCCACCGGCUCGGCCACGACUGUCACCACCACGUCCACUACGACCACCAGCAAAGUAUACGAGACGGACAUUCUGUGACCGAGAAGCCGCUCGCUGAUCGGUUCAACCGUUAAGGUCGCCACUGAAAUCGCACUAGCGAGUUAACACGGCCGUGGACCGGCAAUCCUCGGUCCGCGGACGGCAGUCAGGGAGGUUGUGGUCAAAUGAGACGAGUGGAGGAAGGAACAAACUAGGGGAUGGAUUGGAAAGGAGACAGUCGAGAAGAGCAAGAUGACAGGAAGCUGCUAGAAGUAAAGAUGAUGGAGAGAGAAAUAAGAAGAAUGAAAGGAUACAUCAAGCAAUGAGACGAGCAAGAAGAAUGAAGAGGACCAGAGGGAGGAAGAGGACUACUCUUGAUCGCGAACGACGAACUUGAGCGCCGCUCCUUCGCGGGCGGAUAACGUCUCUUGGAAAGUAGAAUGCAGAGUAGGAAUUAGCGCGCGAGGCACGCGUAAUAAUACCGCACUAAUCAUUAUGGUUAACGAUAGCAUUAAUAAUCGUGAAAUGGCGCGAGGAAACCUUUCGAUACGCGGACGCGAAACUUCAACGUCCGGACUUGAGAAGACAAAAAGGAAACGUAAGGAAAGGAAAGGUGAGCUCGUUGCUCACAUCAUUCGGCGCAUCUUGAUUGCGCUCGAUCGAGCACCGGAAUGCGUCUUGCCCUUGGUCUCUCGGUCUUUCCUGGCGACGUUGCGCAACGUUGCAAACCGACACGCGACUUACUAGCACUACUCGCCAAAGCUGAACAAGGGACGAGACCAAAGCAGACUCGCAAGAAAAACGACCAAAAGGCGGAAGCCUUCUUCCCUCGUUCGACGAAAGCAGCGCGAUUAUAUCGAGGUUUCGAUUAAUUUCGCGAUUCUCCCCCUUCGCCGAGAUGAAGCCUCCUAGACGCGGGUAACAAUCUGGUGAACGAGCGCAGCUUCGCGCAUGGAUCCUGGAUCGACUCCGUGCACAUCCGAUGUGCCCGCUCUCUCUCCUUGCUAACACGCGUCUGUGCCAAACACACGAGGAAACACACGACAUAAACUUGCGUACUUUUUUAAGAUUAUACACAGAGCCGUGCGCACAUCCCGGCGUCGGCGAUUUUCCCGUCACCCGUAAACUAUCCGGCUAUUCGUUCUUUCUUCGUCGUAGGUAGGGCGACGUAACACCGUCACAAGGUUCUACGUAGGUGAUCACAUCGUAUAAAUGUUAUACACUCACGUCUAUGUACGUGUAUAAUAUUUAUAACAACGCGCGUAACGUGUACAUGAAAAUAUACAUGCUAUAUGUACGCGUGCGAACGUAGCGGGAGAUUUAUAUAAAUAUAUACGUAUAAGUGGGAAAUUUAGAUAGUUAAUUUAAGUAUAUACAUAUGAGAGAUAUAUAUACGAGAUAUAUUAUAUAAAUAUAUAUAUAUAUAUAUAUAUAUAUAUAUAUAUAUAUAUAUACUGUAACCGCGCGUAACAUACACGCUCACUUUGCGUACGCGCAUCGUUUAACGUCACGAGCGAAGCGGCGGAGCAAUUUGAUUUCUCUCGGACGAUGUCAACGAAAUCAGAAACGCGUUUCGUACACGACGACGACGACGACGACGGUCCUAACGUGCGCAGACACGUGAAUUUUAUCGCGCUUAGAGCAAAUUGUCUACCGUACGUGUAUAUACACGCGUAUACACAUACAUGUACACACAUCCAGUCCCUUACAAAUAUAUACGUACACACACACACACACACACAUAUUAUAUAUACACAAGAUGCGUAGGAAUAGGUGACCAACGUGAUUAUUCUCGUUACCGGUAAGGGAUUACGGGUGGCACUGUGCGAGGAAUUUAUUUGAGAGGUACAGGAAGUCCAAGGAGGAAUUCUGAAACGAGAAGUUGGCACACGAUUCAGGAUGCUCGCAGAACGAAAGAGAACUACUCGAGAGAACCGGAAGACGGCAACAGGAUGCCAGAGGCACACUUAGACCCGAUGCAGACCUUUUCAACCUGUAAUAUUAGCUAAUUCUGCUAUAUUAGCUAAUUAGAUCGGAGUAAAGCGCGGAAUAUUUAUGCCGGGAUUAUAUUUGUAUACUUUCCGAGACCAGAACUAACAAUCCGAAUAAACCGAGUCAGCAAUGAAUCGUCUCUUCCUGGAAUUUCAGUGGCAAGAAAAUUUUCUAGAAGAAUGGAAAGAAAUGUGCAACAUGUAUUGACAAAAUUUCAAUUAACUUUCCGAUAAAAUGGACAAGUCUGACAAUCAAUUUUAGAUGGAUUGUAGACCAACUUGAAUUUAAAUUAAUUACACUUUAAACCAAAUCAAAUUACAGAUACAAGAUAAAUUAUUGAUUCAACAUUGCUGCAUCUUGUAAUUUAUAGAAAUCGUUUAUGGACAGGCAAAGAAGAUUAAUUGAUCUCGAAUUCGACGAUUAAAGUCGGUGUAUCGUCUGUUCUCUCGGGGCAACGUGGUCGAUUCGAGUCGAGGGACACGGCAAGACGCGUAAGGGACCUGUCGGCGAGGGAGUAUUCCGGCGGCCAAAGGUGUGCGUUAGAGAGAAUAUUGCUCAAUAUUUACCAACCCGAACGCAAAAGCAGCAACAGCAGUAGCUCUGUUACAUUUUCCGCAAUGUACCGCCGCGCAGCGUGCAUCCCGUGUCGGAUUAUUUGACGAUCGCGAUCAUUAGCUGAUUAUCAACCCUGCACUCUGCCCGUCACAGGAUGACGAUCGUCGAGUUAUCGUGCUUCAUUGCAUCUUUCCACUUUGUCGUAGAUGAUAAAUUUACAAGCGAAGCGAAGUUGAUCGCACUAUUUUAUCACAGCUUACUGCACAAAGAGCGAGCUCAUCGUCGCACUUCACGGACAACGCGAGCGUCUGAAGUCUGAUCUUCCUGAAAUGACAUUUAAAUGGAAUGCUUGAGAUCACGAAUUCUACAUCGAGAUACUUUUCAGACAUCCUUCGGACGUCUCAUGUUGUCCGAGUCUAUCAGAGUGCUCGAUGCGAUCGCGUUACCUUGCUUCGAAGGGCCUAAGCAGCUGACGCAUUCGCGUACAUAUGCGUUUUUAUUUUACAUGCGCUUUUCUCUUUCGUUAGCCCGGUUGAAUGCAAACCGAAUCGACGAGGCUCUCGUAUUAACCCUCGGAUGCGUUCGCGGAGUCCGUUCCGACCUGGUGAACGGACUCUCUAGAAUCGACAGCCAAGAAAUUGCAUGCGAGACCAAUUGCGAGACGCGCAUUUUUCACAUUUGUAGCGUCGAGCGAAUUGCGUUCAUUUCCCAGGUGAAUGGCGCAUUACUAAUUGUUCAUUGAGAAAUCCAGGAGAGUAAAGUUCGCCAGUUAACAAGAAUCCUUAAGUAGGCUAAAGCGAAAACGGCGACGAGAAUUAUCUCUGCUUGAUUGUGUAAUUUGUGAAUUACGAAAAUUUCGAUUUUGCGUUAUGUUAAUAAUUAGAAGAUUAUGAAGAAUCGUUGAUAUAUUAUUAGAGAGAUGAACUAUAAUAAAAGAUAAUGCGUGUUACACGAUAUCCUCUCUGUACGCGAUGCGAAAUUCGUAAAGAAAAAUUAAGAAUCAAUUACAUCGAUGUGGUAUGCAUGUCGCACUUUUUGCUGAUAACAUGAUCAAAUGCGAUCAAGUUUUCUCUCAGCGUUAUGAUUUAUUAGUAGCAAUACUAGCGUUAAGAAUCUUUCCAGAUAUUUAUUACUGUGAUGGAUGAAGAUAUUAUUUCUCACGAAUUCAUUAAAGAAGCGUAAUCGAUGAUUACUUGCACGGCAUAGCGCGAAUAACGCAGCUGACUGCAUCCGAGGGUUAAAUAUCCGCGGUGAGAUGCAUACCUUAUUUAUUUUCCGCUGUCGCAGUGUGGAGUACGGAUCUAUAGGGACAUAAUAAUUACUUACAGUAAGAGUACUAAGGAUAAGGCAAAAUGAUAAUGAUCGAUAACGAACAUAUUACGAUUCUACGAGUGCUUAUCAAAUAUUAAACAAUAACGACGCGAGAUCCUGGCGGCAAGAGAGACAAGAGGAAGGAGACCUCUCUCGUUUUUGAUUUUGUUAUACACGUCGACUUUGUAUAUUGUUCCACGAUCCUAGAGGUUUGCCACCAAUCGCCAAUAUAUCGUAUAAUUGCAUUUGUAUAAAGCUACUUUGAACGGUGCAUUUUCGUUCGCGGCGAUACGCGAGUAUCGGCGAGUACCGAGCUGUUAUUUGUUACCGGACACGUUUAAUCGCUAAGUAUAAUCAAUCUCCCAAUCAAUCCUUCUCUAAUCGUAAAGAAAACCAAGCGUGUCGGACAGGUGCGCGCUGUCGGCCCGCGCGAAUCAAGCGCGGGCCGUUCUCGAGGCAUUUGCGUUCUCUCUUCGUUCGUUCUUCGUAAUAAUCACGAAUUAGCGGAUCAUUAGUGUAAUGUUUUCUGACGAUCCUGUACGCCAAAUCGAAUUGACUUGUUACAUUUGUAAAUGUUUGUAAGUACUACCACGUAAUAAAAUAAUCGAGUAAUAAUCAUCGAAUUACCCCUGACGACCGUGUGUCUGUUAUCCAUCGAUUGAUUCGACCUUACGAACAACGAAUAAAGCAAAUCAUGACAUACCGCA